Nezara viridula (southern green stink bug) is the source of this 4206-nucleotide messenger RNA. Lineage: Eukaryota; Metazoa; Arthropoda; Insecta; Hemiptera; Pentatomidae. The record is from the annotation of a GenBank genome assembly.
GUUAACCUGUUUGCGGAUGUAAACUGUGGGCUGUGUGAUAGUAUUAUUUCGGUAAAAUGCCUAAUUUUCCUAGUAAAGAAAUACUUAUCUAAAUCGAACAGUAAUUUGAUUGCUGAUUGGAAUUUGUAAUAUUAGAAUAGAAGAUCUUACCGUAGAAAGUGUGUGUUAGGGUUGGCACAAAUUUAUAAAAGUUAUAUCUUUUACAUUAAGUAUCGGAGUUUCAUUUGAUCAAUUUUAAUUAUUAAUAGUGACUUAUGAGACUAGAAGAGGUUCUUAAACUCAAAGACAAGAGAUUUCACAAAGAAUCUAAAUUUAGUAAUGCUAAAGAUUCUAAGAAAUCUAGAAUGGACAAUAGGUAUUGGAAAGAAUUUGAAAACAUGGGAGACAUGGAUAUUGACAAAAGGUCUGAGUCAGGAAGUGAGCGAGUGAGUCCUCGUUAUAGGAAAGAAUCCAGUGAUAGACGGCGGCGAUCAAAGACGAGAUCAAGAUCAAGGUCUCGCUCUCGUUCUCAUUCUCAUUCACGUUCCCGUUCAAGCUCUUCGAGCUCGUCUUCAUCCUCUCGUUCAAGUUCUAGCUCUUCAAGACAUCACUCUGAUUACCGUAGUAGGAGGAGCACUUCAAAAUCAAAGAGAGAUGCUGCUUACCCUCGAAAAUCUCCAUCAAGGACAGGGAGCAGUUAUAGCAAUAAACGAGAUGAAGAGAGGAACGGAAGUGGUUGGCAUCCGCCUAAUCACCCUGGUUAUACAAGUCAAGGUCAGGAUAUGCCUUCUUCGACUUCUUAUAUUCCUUCGCAGUAUCCAUCUUCGGUUCAGGGCUCAUAUCCUCCCAAUUUUCAAGGGCAGCAGAACUUCGGCAGCAAUUAUGGUUACCCUGGGUAUGAAUCAACUGGCAAUUAUUACCCACCGAACCCACAAAAUUUUCCACAUGCUACGCAACCUCCUAUUAAUGAAUAUAGUAUAGGAGCUCCAACGAACCAUCCACCAACAGCCAACUGGGAAAUGUUUCCAGAUACGACCCAGCCUCCUCCUAUCAUUGGUGGACCAGGUCCAGCUGCAGGCCCCUUGUCAGGUGAUUCGCACCAAGGGUUGCCAGAUAUUAAGGCCGAAGAAGCUAAGAAAGAAGCAAUUGAGCAAGAGCUACUCCAGCAAAAGAGAACGCUUGCAAAACAGCGAGAGGACUAUGUGAAACGAAAAUUCUCUUUGAACCGAGAAUUAAAUAGGUUGAAAGACCAAAAGCGGGAACUGCUGAAGGAAAAUUCGAAAGAGAAUGAAAGAAUCCUGAGAGAAAAUGCCAAACUACAGAACGAAAUCCUACAAAAGCUGAAAUCAAUUGACAAUGUUAUUGAAAUGCUUUCAAAUAUUAUUGGGGACAGUGCCCAUCUUCCGGAAGUCAUCAAAGAGAUCAAGUCGUCCGAGAAGAAGAAAUCAGACAAAGGUGAUAGAGUUCGGAAUCGCAAUGUGAAGCAUUCAAAGAAGAAACGAGAUAAAAGUGAAGAACGGCGUAGCAGUGAGUCUGCGGAUGAAGAGCACCGUGAACGCGAUCGGACUCGUGAGCGUGAACACGAAGAAAGGGAUGAAAGCAGGCAAAAGGAUGAAAACAGAGUCUAUUACGAUCCAGGCCUCCAUUGGUGUUCCGAGUGCAAUGUCUUUCCUAAGACGGUCAGUGAGUACUUAGAACAUCUCCACUCACCAGAACACAAGCAAAAUACCAAGUUGAAAUUGGAAGACUAUCCGUGGCACUUGGGACAGAAUUUGGAAGAGAAGACCCCGGUCUUGGCGAAUAAGGGCUGCCCCCCGAAAAGGAUUCCGAUAAGGGGAGUGCAGUUCCUGAUACCGGCCACCGCUUGGUUCUGCUCCAUGUGUAAGGUUUGGCUAGGAGACGUUCACUGUGCCAACAAGCACAUCCAAAGCAACAGCCACUCGACUAACUAUAAUGAGUUCAUUAUGAAAAACCAGCAUUGGGAAGUCGAUUGGCUGACAGAGAGGACCAGAUCGUAUGAGCGAAAUUCUGAAGCUAAGCAGCUUCAAACGGGGCCUCCUCCUCCACCUCCAGCCCAGCCUCCACCUACCCCCCUUACCAUUGCCACCCUCAGUGACCAGCUCCUCGCCAUGAUAGCCGCGAACUCGAAGGUCCAGGAACCACCUCCACCUCCUCCCCCACCUCCCAUUACCAAAUCUACCUCUUCUUCAGAGGACGAUUCUCCCAGCAGAAGAUUUAAAAAGAAGAAGAAGAAGUCAAAGAAAAGUAAAAAAGAAAAAGAUAAUAAGUCUCCCUCCAAGGAGAAGGAACCAGACCUGAUUAAACUGAAUUAUAAACCGGUAACAGAGAAGAAAACAGAGUUGGUACCACAUGAUGACAAUUUCAUAUCUGAAUGGAUGCCGAAAGUGGAAAAGCGGGAAGCAGUUCAGAUUAAACCUAAGCAAAAGAACGAUGUCACUGAAGUUAGACCACUGAAGAGAAGUAGAAGAUCAAGUGCAGGAAGUCAAGAAUCUUCGGGGAAUCCAUCUGAAAGAUUUGUGAGCCCUGAUGACAAUAUGUAUGAUGACCAUGAUGAUGCUGUCAUAUUUGAUAAAAAGCCUACUGCUAUUUCUUCUUCGUCAAAUUAUGAAAAAGACCAGUCUUCAAGAAGUAAAAAGAGAGAAGAAGAAGUUCCCAGGCAUGGGAGGCAUUCCAAGUAUGAUAGGAGUCCUAAAGAAAAAUUGAAGUAUGACGAUAGGUACAACAAAUAUAACAAAUUUGAUAAAUAUAAACAAAUGGAAAAGGAAGAGAAGGAGUCAAGGUAUGAAGAUUAUAAAAGUAAAAAAGAAAAUAAGUCUUACAUUAAUGAAAGAGACAAACAUAAGAAAUCUCCUGUUUCUAGAUUGAGAGAUAUAAAGGAAAAAGAAACUGAACGGAAAAGAGGAAGAGGGAAACUUGAUAAAAAUGAUGAUGAUGAUGUUCAUGAGACAUCAUUUGAAAAACGCACCUCUGAGAGUGCUGCAAAGAAGAAGGAUGGUAAAAAAGUUGCACCAAAUAAUCUACCUAAAACAAAAUUACCUUUUAUUGGUAGAAUGCCAAUAUUAAAGAAAAAAGUUGAACAAAAAUCUGAAGAAAAAGAAGAGAAAAAAGAUAUAGAAGACUCCACUUCAAAAGAUUCUAUACCUGAGCUUGCUCUGUUACAGGAACCCGUUGUGGAAGCUUUACCAACUGAUCCUACAACACCUGUCGAGGAGCUUCCGAAGUCGACCUUGAUCAUUAGUAAGCGUCCCCGACUUGCCGAACCAGGCAUUGUUAAAAAAGAAAUACUCUUUAACAAACCUGCCAAUGAUAAUCUUACUGAAACAGACAUGGACUUAGAUGAUGAUAGUACAGUUGUUCCUAAAGAAGAAGAACCGGCUAAAGACGAGCUUCACAAAGACUUUAAAGAUGCUCUCGAUCUUCUGUUUCCUGAGGAAAAGAAAACAGAUAGCAAUGAAGAAGUUGAAGUUAAACAAGAGGCGGAAGUCAAGAUUGAAGAACAACAAGCCAUUGUUGCUUCAGCAGCCCCUACAACAUAUAUGUUACCAGCUGGUUAUGAUAUGAGUAUGUACCAGACAUACUAUGACCAUGCUUACGUACAGCAGUGGGCCCAAAUGGGCUAUGACCAGACAGGACAAUAUACUGGAGCUUAUGCCUACCCACCACCUGCCAUGGAAGGAGUUCAACAGUCUGCCAUGGAAGCCAUGGUUCAGUCCACCGAAGUAACAGCUCCGGUAGUUGCCGUUCCCGCCCCAGAGCCUAAAAAGAAGAAAAAUCCUCUUUCUCAAAGAAUGAGGCGUCAUCUGCAGAAGAAGAAGGCCAAAGAAGCUGUAGAAAAGGCUAAAGAAGGGGGAGAUGAAGCUGAAAACGAGGCUGGAAACAUGGAAUAUGACAUAGAUGAAGAAGAUGGUGAGGAUUUCGAAGAGGAGGAGCAGGAACAAGAGACUGAAAAUGAAGAAGGUGUCAGAGAAGUGCAGAGAGGUGAAGGUCAGAGUAAGAUGGGUGAUAUGUCUGAUCUAGCGCUGCUGGGCAUUGACGAAGACGAUGCUGCGGCGCAAGGAUUCUAUUAAAUAUAAUUUUAGAGUUUUACCUAUUCCGACUUACUGUUUGGGAGCACUAGAAUAGACUUUUCACUGAUUACACAUUAACAGUGGUUUUGUUAGUAAGCUAUAUUUUGUUUAUAUGUACAAAUAAUAACAAUAGAAUUUU